Molecule: messenger RNA, 3057 nt
Organism: Phyllotreta striolata
Lineage: Eukaryota; Metazoa; Arthropoda; Insecta; Coleoptera; Chrysomelidae
Source: the annotation of a GenBank genome assembly
AUGGAUCUAAAAUUGCUGAUUUUGUUAAUACAUUUAACAAUCGCUUUUUCCAACCCCGUCAAAGACGACAACAAAUUGGGGUGUUUGGUGUGCCACCCUGUAGAAACUGAUAAAAUUAACGUGCAUCUAAUACCCCAUUCUCACGAUGAUGUAGGAUGGUUGAAGACAGUAGACCAGUAUUACUACGGCAUGAAAAACAAAAUUCAGCAAGCCGGUGUCCAAUACAUCAUCACCUCAGUCUAUGAGGCUUUAUUAGAAAAUAAAGAUAGAAGAUUUACCCAAGUCGAAACGGCAUUCUUCUGGCAAUGGUGGAAGAACCAAGACGAGGAAACCAGGAAGAAAUACAGAAGUUUGGUAGAAAACGGCCAAAUAGAAAUGGCCAACGGGGCCUGGUCGAUGAACGACGAGGCUUGCGUUAAUUACCAAUCUACCAUCGACCAAUUCACCUGGGGUUUGAGGACUUUGAGCGAAACAGUCGGAGACUGCGGCAGACCGAGAAUCGGCUGGCAGAUCGACCCGUUCGGGCACAGCAGAGAGCAGGCCUCCCUGCUGGGACAACUCGGUUACGACGCGAUGAUUUUCUCCAGGCUGGAUCACGAUGACAAAGAUACCAGAAUGAAUAACCGAACUAUGGAUUUCGCUUGGCGAGGAAGCCAAAAUUUAGACAACAGCGUGAUAUUCGGCAGUACUUUUGCUACCGAUAUUUAUUUCCCACCGUCGGGAUUCUGCUGGGAUUACAAGUGCGCUGAUGAUGUUAUCGACGAUAACCCGAAUAGCCCUGACUAUAAUCUAGGCGAAAUAGUAGAGGAAUUCACGGAUCUAAUCAAACAUCAGUACGCCAAAUAUUUUCCUACCAACAACAUCAUCAUACCAAUGGGCGGCGAUUUUCAAUUCGAAGCAGCCGAAAAGAAUUUCGGAAACAUGGAUAAAUUCAUUAAAGCCUUUCGAACAAACAAAACUGAUCUAAACGUCUUCUAUUCCACGCCAUCUUGUUACGUUAAAUCCGUGCACGAUUCUCUCGACAAACAAAACGACAAUUUAGUCGUGAAACUCGACGACUUCUUCCCUUACAGCAACGACAAUCACUCCUUCUGGACCGGUUACUUCUCUUCCAGGCCGAACUCCAAGAGAUUCGAAAGAACCGGACACAACGUCCUGCAGGUAACUAAGCAACUCUACGCCCAAAAUUCGAUACUCACAAACAAAACUUACGACGACAAUUUGAGGUACUUGCGGGAGAUGAUGGGCGUCAUGCAACACCACGACGCCAUAACAGGCACCGAGAAGCAACAUGUCGCUAGCGAUUAUGUCAGGCGACUCACCAAGGGAAUCGAAGACGCCGAGAAAGAUCUCGGUGAAAUUGUAAACGAAUUAUUAGGAGACGAUUUGAAAUUAAACCUAAAAUCGUGCCAUUUAAGCAACAUUAGUAUAUGCAACACAGAGGAUCAGUUUAUUGUUACAAUAUACAAUCCUUUAGCCUGGAAUAUAACGCAUUACGUGAGAUUACCAGUAGAUAAAGGAACCUACGAAAUUAACGGAGGAGAAGUACCAAACGAUGUGAUCCCGGCAAUCCACGACUUUGACUAUGUCCCUUGGGAAGUAGGCAAGCCCAAGGGGUACGACCUGGUGUUCGCUGCUAAAAACUUACCGCCGAUGGGGUUGCAAAUCUACCACGUCCGUAAAACAUCUAAUUCAUUGCCCGGUCAAAAACAAUUCGAUUCGAGUACUUUCAAAUUAAAUUCUACUAGCAAUCUACUGGAAACCGUCACUUUCAACGGAAAAACGUACUACGUCUCGCAAACCUUCCAAAUGUACUACUCCGCCAAUGGGAAAUAUGAUGGAACCUACACCAAUUCCGGGGCUUACUUAUUUAGACCAUCGAGUUCAAAACCGGAAGAGCUAGGCAACGUGGAAAUAUCGUAUAGUGUCAAAGGAAAUGUGGUGGACGAGGUCCAUCAAAAAUGGAAGGACGAUAACGCUGAUAUAUCACAAAUCAUCAGGUGGUACCACGACGAGGACUACCUGGAAUUCGAUUGGUUAAUCGGCAAUAUAAACCUUACGGAAAAAUCCUCUCGAAAGUUCGGCGGUAAAGAAUUCAUCACCAAGUUCACGGUAACCGACGAUUUCAGCAACAACAACACCUUCUACACCGAUUCCAAUGGAAGGGAAAUGAUCCAGAGGAAAUUGAACCAAAGAUGGGAUUACACUUACGACCCCACCUAUGAACCAGUAGCUAGCAAUUACUAUCCGGUGACGUCGAAAAUAGUUAUGAAAGACGAGCUAAAAGAUAUGGAAGUCGCCGUUUUGAAUGAUCGUUCUCAAGGCGGCUCCUCUUUGGAUAUCUUCUCUUUGGAACUGAUGCUGCACCGAAGGCUCCUCUAUGACGACAACAAAGGCGUAGCCGAAAACUUGAAUGAAAUUGAAUUUAUGAAACCAGUGUACGUGAGAGGGUCUCACUACUUGGUUGUCGGAUCGACCAAGGGUCAGGACUUUAACGGUAAAUCAACGGCCGCUGUGGAAAGAAUCUUAGCUCAAAAAAAGCUAGUGCAACCUUGGAUAGGAGUCAGUUCGAUAAACAAAACUUACGAAGAAAUUAGGAAAAGUUCAAACUUAAGGUACGAAGGUUUAAAAUCUUCUCUCCCUGAAAACGUCAAUAUCCUGACUUUCGAACCUUGGUCAUCAAACCAGUAUCUCUUGAGAUUGGAGCACAUAAUGGAGAAAAACGAAGAUAAAGACUUAUCUACUCCAACCACAAUUGACCUAAAAAACGCAUUCAAGCACUUUAAUAUUAAAAACAUGACCGAAACAACCUUGGGAGCGAAUGAAUUGUUAUCGGAUUUCAAUAAAAGAGGAAGAUACAUCUGGGUGAAGAAUGAUAAAGAAUCAACGAAGUCUGCCAAUGUUGAUGAUGACGCAGGAAUAACGCUUCAGCCGAUGCAAAUCCGAACUUUCAUCGUGGAAUUGGGUGGAGAUGAACCAACAAGUUUCGGUUUAAUGUUGAAACCGGCUGCAUCACUCUUACUAUUUGUUACUUUAUUGGUUAACAUGUUGUAGUAA